Adineta ricciae is the source of this 2424-nucleotide messenger RNA. NCBI's taxonomy places the organism in Eukaryota, Metazoa, Rotifera, Eurotatoria, Adinetida, Adinetidae. The record is from the annotation of a GenBank genome assembly.
AUGGAAGAAAAUCUUCAUACAAAUGAAAAUGAAAGACGUGAAAUUAGUGCUGAAAAUCUUUCCAACAUUACAUUGAAACCAGAAAAUAAUUUAAAUGACUAUUGUUUCAUAUUGCUUGAUGUUCAAUUGAAAAACCAGGAUUGUCAACUGUUACUUGAAGAUCUUCGAAAAAUAACCAAUGAAAAUAUCUUGGCUUUUGAUAAUAUCGAUUCUAUUCAUCAAUCUUCUCAAAUGAAUUCAAACGCUAAAAUCUUCUUAAUUCUAUCUGGUUCACUUGGACAAAUAUGCAAAACUCAACUGAUCGAAAUUGUUAAUAUUCAAUUUCUUUAUAUCUUUUGUCGUGAUUCGAUUAAACACACUGAAUGGUCACGUGAUCUUCCAAAGAUUCGAGGUGUUUUCAAUGAUAAACAUCAAUUAUUUAUUACGAUAUCUCGUGAUGUCAAAGAAUUUGCUAGGCGAUGGAAAUUCGAUAAUGAAAGUUCUUUUUUAAAAGCAUCUUCAUAUGAUACUCGAUGGUAUCAUUUAUUUAUUAACACUUUAUUAUAUUUACCUUGUACAGAAAAUGAUCGGAAAGCAAUGUUCAAUGAAUGUCGAUCGUAUUAUCAGAAAAAUGCCGGAAUGUUAAACAAAAUUGAUAGAUUAGAAAGAGAAUACACUCCAGAGCGAGCAAUUUACUAUUAUACUGAUGAUAAUUUUCUUUAUCGAAUUCUAAAUUCGGCUUUACGAACUCACAAUAUGGAUAUCAUUUCUAAAUUUUAUCCAUUUAUUCAAGAUUUAAACCAACAAUUAUACGAACGUUAUAGAAAAUAUUGUUUCUAUUUAAAAUGUGAGAACAUCAACUUGUCACCUGUUCGAAUAGUUUAUCGAGGUCAAUAUCUCAGUCCUUUGGAAUUGGAACAAUUACGAGAUCUUUGUCGAUCACGACGCUCACAUGUUUUACUUAGUAUGUUUGGUUCAGCUACACUUGAUCCUGACAUUGCCAUGAAUUUCAUCCCAAGUGACCAUUCGCAAAAUAUUUCGUGCUUUUUCCAAAUUCUUAUUCCGGAUUAUUAUUAUAAUUGCAAUAAAAUUUCGACAUUGGCCUAUCCUUUUCAAAUGCUUUUAGAUGUUUCCAAUCUUUCUGCAAUGCCUGAAGAACAAGAAGUUCUUUUCUCGGUAAUGAGUCGAUUUCGUGUUGAUUAUGUUGGUGAUUCAGCUGCAGAACGUCCGUGGAUUCCUAUUAUUUUAGAAUUUUGUUGUGAUGAUCAAGAGUUUGAUCCUCAUUGGCAUCAAAUUAGAGGUAUCGUUAGUCGUGAAAGCGAUGAAAUGAAACAGGAAUUAUUCGAACUGGUCAAGAAAUAUCAAAACAAAACAAUCAAUUGGGAUGUUUGGUGGCAACAACUAGCUGAUCAAUGUGGAGCACGAAGAAGAGAUUCAAUUGAAUUACGUAAAAACGAUUUCGAAAAGAAUUCCGAAUGGAAGAAACUUUCUGAUCAUGAACGAGCUGAUCUGGUUUUCAAUGAAAUAAAAUAUGGUAAACCCACACGAGUUAUUGCUUUAUAUGAAUUCUUUUUUCAAAAUAUGAAUUUGUCUCAAUUGAAUACUGACAAACUCAUUGAAGUAUUCAGAUGUGCUGGUGAUGCUUAUGCAAAAUGUGGAUGUUUUCAGAAAAAUGCUUCGGAAUCUUAUGAAAAAGCUUUGGAAUUUGCUGAAAAUCAUUCUUAUGACAAAAUCAUUUCGGAAUUACGAAAUCAAAUUCAAAAAUUAUCAUUCGAUCAGCAACCUAUUCGUUCUAAAAGACGAAAGCAAAUCCCUCGAAAUGAAACAAAGAAUUCUCCGUCAGAUCAAAACUCAUCAAUACAAACAUCACAAUAUGAAACCGAACAUUUGCAAUGGUUUAUUUUCUGGCAAUGGUACAAAAUUCUACCUAAUAUAGACGAAAACAAAAAAUGCAAAGUUCGUUUGGAAUAUCUUAGGUAUUUUCUUAAAAGAAAAGAAGAAUGGUUGGACAGUAGUGAUUUAAGAAUCUUUUUCAAUUUACCUUUUCAAAGAAAUCAGAAUAUUGAGUUGCCAGAAAACAUUUAUCCAUUCUUUUAUUCAUCCAUACGUUCAUAUUUCCAUGGAAAUACAAUACUUUUCAAAAAUCGUCUCUUGAAUAAAUGGUUUUAUGAAAAAUUUAUCAAUGAUUGGUUGACUUUAAAUGAUCUCAAAAGAAUAAUAACAGUGAAUUCUUUUAAGGAACAUGAUAUUGUCACUUCUAUAUUAAUUCUACUCGAACGAAUUCUUCAAAAAUUAUCUUUAAUUAUUACAGUGCUUACUUUCAUAAUCAUAGUUUCAUCUACAAAUGAUACAUAUCAUUUAAACAUUGAUGUAAAUCAAAUUAGAUUCCAAACUGAUGCAUGUAUUCAUCCGAAAAGACUUGUUUUCUUUGACAUUAAAGACUGA